UAGCAUCUCUUCCUGUGUGUGCAGCCCCCAUUACCACUCCACACCCAGCCAUCCAGCUUUUAGGCUUUGGGGCCAUGGGGAUUGCCUUUUUAGGAGACACCUGAUCACAGCUGAACUCACCACCGCCCAACACAAAGACACUGUGGCUGAUAACGUGAUGUUUUCGUGUGUGUGCACCCACCCUUGGUACGGAGAGUAUGUGUUUGUGUGUGAGACAACUGGUUAGAAACUAGAAGAGAGCUCUGAGGGUGGGAAGGUGGUAGAGCUGUUACAUAGUGGAGAUAGAGGUCUGUGGCAGCUCCACAUCAAGCGGAAAUAUUACCAAAAUUGUAAGAGCUGGAGAGACUGACAUUCUUCAGGAUGUUUUGUUCUGUUUCCAUUGUUCUGUGACCGUGAGUCUGUUGAGGUGGAGAAGAAGACCUACAGCUGAAAGGAGUUCAAAUUUUGGCAUUUGUUCGUGCCAGGAGCCAUCUAAAUCCCAGGAGAGGUGUGACACCUUCAUUCAAGAGAAGAUCUUUUUUUCGUGAUUAAGCAGAGCCCAGUAUCAUGGAGAAAUUCAAGGCAGCCAUGGUUCUGGGUGCUGUUGGCGAUGCCUUGGGCUACAGAAAGGGCCGUUGGGAAGGCUGCACCUCAGGCAAGAAGAUCCAAGAGGAACUGGCCUCUCUGGGAGGACUAGGGGCCCAGAAACUGGACCCUGAAAACUGGCCCCUGAGUGAUGCAACGCUGAUGCACAUAACCACAGCAGAAGCACUUGUAACAGAUUACUGGUGUCUGGAGGACCUGUACCGGGAGCUGGUACGUCUCUAUGUUGAAGCCAUGGUGUCUCUCCAGGGCAGAGCCCCUGAUCCUGCCACAGUGGAGGGCUGUGUUCACCUCAAACCUCACAACUUCCUGCUCGCCUGGCAUACACCCUUCAAUGAAAAAGGGUCUGGGUUCGGGGCAGCUGCCAAGGCCAUGUGUGUGGGUAUGAGAUACUGGCAACCUGAGAGACUAGACAACCUGGUGGAGGUCAGCACUGAGAUUGGCAGAAUGACCCACAACCACCCCACAGGCUUCCUAGGCUCCCUGACAACAGCACUGUUUGCAUCCUAUGCAAUCCAGGGGAAACCUCUUGUGACUUGGGGCCGCGAGCUCAUGAAGGUCAUCCCUCGGGCUGAGGAGUACUGCAGGAAGACCAUACGACACAUGGCAGAGUAUCAGGAAAACUGGUUCUACUUUGAGGCCAAGUGGCAGUUUUACCUGGAAGAGAGAGAGAUAGAGAAGGAAGGACAGAACAAACCUUCAUUCUCUGAUCGCUAUGACGCGGAGGAGACAGACAAGAUUUAUAAGCGCUGGAGCUCAGAGGGCCGUGCAGGACGCAGAGGUCAUGAUGCCCCCAUGAUAGCCUACGAUGCCCUUUUAGCGGCAGGGAGUGACUGGGCUGAACUGUGUAAACGAGCCAUGUUUCAUGGAGGUGAGAGUGAAGCCACAGGCCUGAUCGCAGGUUGUCUCUAUGGCCUCAUGCACGGCCUGAGCCAGGUUCCCCCAGGCCUGUACCAGGAUUUGGACAAAAGACAACGCCUGGAGGAGCUGGGAGAAGCGCUUUACAAAGCAGCAUCUGCAGAGAAGUGCAUAGACAAACCAGAUUCUCGGAAAACCAAUAUCAGCCCUGAUGCCAGUAUGUUGAGGAAGUUGGUUAGAGACCGCAACUGCCGUCCUGUCCUCCGAGGGAUUCUGGAGAGUCUCCUGCAUUACCUAACACAGGAUCUGCCCAAGUGGACCACCAGAAACAGAAACCCGGAGAAGCCAGUGUCGGAUAUUGUAGUUGAAAGAAACACAAGGAACAUAGAUUGGCCUGAUCAGAGAUUUGAGGCUUCAAUGAAGCAGACUCAACUUGAGACAAGUUGUACUAUUGUUCAGCUCCCUGAAGAGCAUAAAAAGACCCAGGGAAAGACUGCUGAGACCAGUUCCAAGAUCCCUGAAAAAUGCUGGUCAGAUCUACAAAAAGACAGAUUGCUGAGCAGGUAUGAAGGAGAUCAAAGAGCAGGAGACUUAAUAUCCCGCCGCCUAACCACAUUCCAUCUCCUCCAAUCAAAAUUCAUAAGGUCCACGCCCAAACCUCCCAUCACCCACCAAAGGGAGGUAGGAACUCUGUCCUCCGGCAGAGGAGUGGCAGGUAAUGUGAACCACAGCCAAGGCAGUGAGCAAGACAUGCACAAGAAGGACUGGACUAGAAGAGAACAAGGACUGAAGAGGGGGAGCCGUGUGAAAGAUAUUGUGGCCAAGUUUGCCAUGGCAGCGCAAAAGGAAAAGGGAGAUAACAUGCUGAAGAAACAGCCAAUCAAGCCAAGACUCAUUGGAAGAGGGAUCCUCCUAUCUUCCUUGAUGGAGAGAUUUGAGACCAUGGCCACGAUAUGUAAGGGAAGUGACUUGAAAUGUUCACAUGAAAGGCCUUCUGGAGGAGUCAAAGUGAGGAGUAAUGUAGAACAGAGGGUAGCUUGUCAUGAAAGGCAGAGAGAUCAAACUGUUCACAAACAAAACCAACACAAGCAAAUGAAAAGUAAAUCUGUUGGAAAGCGGCUGAAAGGAAAUCAAACCACAAAUGGGCAAGAACAAAGACCCGAGCAGGCAGUAGAUGUUUUAACAAAAGUAAACUUAAACCUGAAAGAAAAAAAUUAUUUGAAAGAAGAGCAAAUGAAGCACAUGAGGGACCAGCAUUCAGAUCAAGAGGCAGAAGGUCAUUGUUCAUUAAAGCGUAUAAAAGAUCAAGUUAAUGAUAAUGAUGUUCAGAGUUGGAGGUUGGGGGAACAUUGUGAAAUUCAGGCUACAGUAGAAGAAACUAGUAUCACCAACAAGUUAAAAUAUGGACAUGUAGAGCUGCUCUGUUUAACAUCUGUUACCGAGAGGUCACUCCCAGAACCGUACAGGCUUUUUCUACAGGUAGAAUCCCAAGUGAACUGGCAUGUGGCAACCAUCAUAACCUGCCCUCCUGUGUGGUCCACAUGUGUAGAUUCCUCUCCUAAACAAUAUGCUGUGGAACCACCAGAAAGCUCACACUUGGAAAAGAUACCUAACUUGAAGACAGAAGUUCCUCAUAGGGCCCUACAACACUCUUACAGCAAAUCAAGCACAGGUGAACCUUCUACUACAGUUACUGAAGGGAAACACCAUUUAAAGCCCAAAACUGAGGGACUUUCUACAUAUACAGGCCGCAACCCCAUGGAUAACAGAGCAGCGGAAGAUCUGAAUCCAACCAAAGCUGUGAUAAUUCAAAGAGCGUUGCCCAAGUACAUCAUCCCAUGUGUUUACAGAUUUGAUUAUCGACAAGAUGUUGAUGAUCGGACUGAUUCCUCCCCUCAAUCAGCACCACACCCAGAAACUGUAAAUCCUUUGGUUGCAAUGCCACCACCACACUCUGAUACUUCUAUGACUGCUUUUAACACUGGAUUGGUGACAAAGGGAAUUUUCCAAGACAUUGACUUAUGUCCUCCUAAUAACAUGAAGGUACAAACCUGUCAUAUAAUAACAAAAAAGAAACCAACAGAGGGUGAACCACAAGAAAAAGAUGGGGAGGCCGGGGAGGGAAAAGAAGAAGUAACACCAGUGGACAUAAAAGAUACUAAUAUGCCGCAAAGUACCAAACUUUCUGAAGACACAGCCAAGAUUCAACCUGAUAGAGAGAGUCCACAACAGAGACCAAAGUACACAACAAUCAACUAUGGGGAUCCUUCAGUCAAACAAACAUAUAAACCCAAAAUCAUACGAUUUACUGACACAUUUACUUUCUAGGUUGGUACUAUUGAACAAACAGUGAUGCACAGUCUCAGCUGUUUCCUUUCGCGGAUACUGUACUACGAAUUUAAAGAUUUCAGUUACUCUCAAUGUAGCUAUCUUCAUACAUCAGCAACAAUACACACAUUACUACAAAGUUACAGCAACAAAAACGCAGUGGAAGCAACAAGUAAAACUGGUAAACAUUAAAAAUUGUACACGUAGAGCAAAUGAGCACAUGAUCAUCCACAAGCUAAUAGGCCUACAUACCAUAAAAGUAUUGGACCACAGUUGUUUAGGCAAAACUGAUUGCUAACACUUGUGUAUAUUUAUCACAACAUUGUUGAUUCAAAGAUUAUUUGUUAAAAGUCAUUUGGUGUAUUUGGAUAGAGAUUCAUAAAGGGCUCUACAGUAUAAGGAUAACAAAAAAAAAUAACUGAUAGUCCCCUUCAAUAAUUUGUAAUAGCGCCGAUAACCUCCAAAUGACCUACAACAGUUUCACCGGCUGGCAAACAAGGUAUCAAGGUUGAAUUGUUGCAAACAUUACUGCCAACUUGAUAACUCAGUAUCAUCAUCUUUUCUAAAUCUGAAAUGGUUCCUCACUGUGGCAACACUGUUAACAUGGCAGGCUGCCUAAAGUGGAGCAUAGACAAGUAGUACACUUGACAUUCACACUGCAUAAUUUGAUAUGAAGACUGACUAUUAGACUAGUUAGACUUUAGCUUUACAUUUUGAAGGUGUAUUAUAAUUUAAUUCAAUAUAAAUCUAUGUUCAUCCAUCCACCUAUACUUUUUAUGCUGCUUAUCUGGGGCCAGGUCGCAGCAGGCUAAGUAAGGAAGUCCAGGCGUUGCCAAGCCAGAUUUAAUUGUCAGGUGCACGCUCCUCAAGUUUGACUGUCUGCUGUAUUAUUUCCAGCAAUGUUACAUGUAAAACUCCCUCCUCUUUCUUUAUAAUUAUCAAGAUACAGCACAGCAUUAUAUUUUAAUGAAUGUAGCUUAAUUUCUUUAAAAUAAACUUGUCAAAAAUAUAAUAGCACACUAUUAAUGCUGCCUAAUUUAUUCAUUAUUGUCACAGUGGAAUAUGGUAAUUUUAGUAGAUUUGCAAACCAAAUGUAUGAGUACAAUUUUUAAUACAAUUUUUGAUACAAGCUGGCUGCUGGGAAUAUAAAUCACUUUGUGGGGAACUGGCCAAAUACAUGGUCAUAUAAAGGUCAUGAGGCUGUUCACGGGGAAGCAAAAAUAUUUUUCAAUAUACCACAUGAAUGAAGACAUGCUUAAUUGGAGUUAGACUUUUAGAUGACAUUUUCCAUCUGUGGAAUAGUGAACAGUGACUAGUACACACUUACAGAGAACUGAAGUGUUUCUAUAAAGGACACAGUGACGAUUGCCCAGAGCAGAUGAAUGGUCGCACACAGCAGUGCCAAACAUGUCAGUGGCUGGAAGCUCAUCCUAUUCACAAAUCCAACCCCCGCCCACCGGCAGGAUUACACUACUGCUGAAACAUUUGGACUUACUCUGGUAUUUUCACAAGAGGAUAAGAGAUCGAGGUCUACAUGAUCCAUCAUAUGUCCAUCCCUAGGCUUAUCCUGAUAGGCAGUGGUGAUGAGGAGUAUGGUGUUGUUAUUGAGUGUCAAAUUUUAAGUUAUUUGAUUUAGGUAGGGCUAACAGGGCUCUAAUAGGACUUCUAUAAAUAGGUGAAUAUCUGUUUACUCGCAUUCUGUUAACAGUGGUUAAAACAACAUGCAGCACAGUCAUAUAUACGCACCCACACACUGAAUUAUAUGGGAUAUUUGUGGUGUUUAUGGGUGAUUCUUUGUGUCACUGUUAGAACGGGCUGUUCACCAAAUAAUAACUAAAAAAUACAGUUAUUUCUGAGAGCUUGCUCCAUACACUUUAUAUAAAAUGAAAAAAUACAGCAACUCCAAAAAGUGCCACCUCAAACAGUAUACUUAAAAGUUUUUGAGCUUAAGUGUCCUUUACUUAAACUCUUUUUGAGUACAAGUUACACUCCUCUCCCCACAUGAUUUUCCCCUUUUUCCAGCUCUGGAAAAUAAUCAGAAAUAAUCAGAAAUACUUUAUUGAUCCCCGAAGGGAAACUACUACAAGAUGGUGUUCAAAGAUGGCCACCAAAAAGCCACCAGAACAACCUUAAUGUCAUUUUGCGACUGCCUGGAACUGGGUGACAGUGUUGGGACACAGUGCCCGAGGCUCUGCCCCAGAUCCUCUCAUUAGCACAAAAUCAAAUUGAAAUCUGGUGACUUGAUGUAAAGUUCGCGUCAUUUUGAUACUCAUCACGUUUUCCAGUAAGAGAAAAGGUUUUCCACUCUUACUUGCGCAGGACUUUCAAGUCAUGUCAGUAUAGUUUUUAAAAAAUAUAAUAUUAAAACCAUUAUGAUAAAAAAAAACAACAUACACGUGUUAAAUGUUUCCCCAAGGAUGUGAAGCUCUGCUGAUACUGGGACAGAAGAGCUACCGGUAAACUGAUGAAUUUGAGUGACAUCUUGUUGAGUUCAUCCAUUUAUUUUCAUUAAGCCUAGUCCUUAUUAUUAUUUUUUUCAUAUCUACAAAGGACUGUCGGAGCCCUGAAUCACCCAUGCAACAGAUAUGUUUAAAUCCAGGUAGGAUACGUACUGGUUCAAUGCUGCCCAGCAGAGGCUCAGGUUAACAGAUGGCUGUAUUUACCUGUGCUACGUGGCUGUGCUGGAGAGGGCGCGGCUAUACUUACCAUUUUUGCUGCCUUUACGUGUUAUCGGACACACUAACCAUACCAUACUAAACGAGUGACCCUAUGAGUUUUAUGAGCAGGGAGUUGCCGAUGUAACAUACGUUAUGCUGUAGACUGUGUCUAUGUCAGUUGACAUUAAUGUGAUAUGUUAUAUGACAAAUAAAUGUUUGGCUAU
Siniperca chuatsi (mandarin fish) is the source of this 6649-nucleotide messenger RNA. RefSeq names its product ADP-ribosylhydrolase like 1 (gene adprhl1). NCBI's taxonomy places the organism in Eukaryota, Metazoa, Chordata, Actinopteri, Centrarchiformes, Sinipercidae. The record is from RefSeq and is a predicted model, not a curated record. The transcript is spliced from 8 exons. Bases 547 to 3768 code for a protein of 1073 amino acids.